UGUCUCUCAGGCGCGACCAUGACAAUCUCAGUCACUACCCAACUACUGGCAGUGGCCAGUUGGGCAGCUAAUCGUCUGGAUAUCGUAGCGAUAGGUCAAGACUCGCAGAUGUGGCAUACUUCUUGGGACAAUGCUUGGCAAUCUGGCUGGGAUUCGCUUGGGGGGUCUUUCAAAGAAUUUGCGCCGACCGUGGUAUCAUGGUCUGAGAACCGCCUCGACGUUUUCGGCAUAGAUAGAGACUCUAGCAGAGCAUUGCACAAAGCCUGGAAUGGCCAGGCUUGGGACCGAGAUUGGUACACCAUCAAUCAGCAAGCAUUUCAAGGCCCGCUCGCUGUUGAUGCUUGGGACGCGAAUCGGCUGGAUAUAUUCGGUGUCGGCACAAGCAAUGGAGCUAUGUACCAUCAGUCCUGGUCCGGCCAGUGGCAAGAUGACUGGGAAAAUCAUGGGGGCAUUUUUACCAGCAAUCUUGUGGCUACCUCGUGGGCAUCGCAGCGUCUUGACAUUUUCGGUAUCGGUGCCAGUUCUCAAAGCUAUCCGGCAAUGUAUCACUUGGCUUGGGACAAGGUGUGGCAGCAGGAUUAUGACUCCUUGAGUGGAGGCUUCACCAGCCAGCCAGCAGUUGCGUCUUGGUCGAAAGACAGACUUGAUGUGUUCGGCACCGGGAGCGAUUUUGCGAUGUAUCACAAGGCAUGGGAUGGAAGGAGCUGGUCGCAAAACUGGGAAAAUCUCGGUGGUGUUUUUACCAGUCCACCCGCAGUCGUUUCAUGGGCACCAGGAAGACUAGAUGUCUUUGGACUCGGGACCGACGGUAAUGUGUAUCAUCGAGCAUAUGACAGCGCAUGGGGAAAAUGGCAAGAUGGAUGGAAUGCUCUGGGUGGGCCGUUCAAAACCCCACCAGUGGUUACAUCUUGGGGCAAAAAUCGUCUCGAUAUUUUCGCAAUAGCGAAUGAUAAUGCCGUGUGGCACAAAGCUUGGGGAGGGUCCAGUUGGGGCAGUUGGGAUUCACGAGGAAAGCCUGGUGGAACUUCAUCAUCGAAUGCUCCAGGAACGACCCGUAGUAGUGAAGCCGGGAACGGUACUCCGACCAGUACAGGAACCGAAACCACACCGUCCGCUGGAGUGCCAGGACCGCCUGCUGAUAGACCCGGAAUGUCUGUGGAUGGGAUGCCUACCGAAGCCAUGGGAACAGUAAUGCCUACUUCAGGAACAGCGAUACCGACUACAUCUACAGACAGUAACAGCAGUCCGUCGUCUGGAUCAAACGUUUCUAGUGGCGCAUCAUUGCUUCGGUGUGGAAUUUCUCCGCUGUCCAUUGUUGCGUUUUUCCUCUUCAUCAAGACCGCAGCCUUAUGA
This is a messenger RNA of Periconia digitata, 1353 nucleotides long. NCBI's taxonomy places the organism in Eukaryota, Fungi, Ascomycota, Dothideomycetes, Pleosporales, Periconiaceae. The record is from the annotation of a GenBank genome assembly.